CAGAACCACAUGUCAAGUGGGUUCUUUGAAUAGCGCAGGUAGGGUCUACAUAAUAGAAAUUCAAGAGAAGAGGGUGACAUGUCAGCCUCCUGAAUUAUCCAAUUCAUUCAUUGAAAUUCUUUGAUGGCUUCGCCACUUUAUGCUGACAUUGUUGGGGUUUCUUUAUCUUCUCGUAUGAAUGCGACGCCUUUAUUCUUGACCAUUACCCCCAUAUGAGCACCAGUCGCAAGAUAGGAAUUUGGGAAAAUCAGAACCAAAAUGCCACUCUCCAGAGAGCCCAGUCAGAGAGCUUUAAACUGGGUGAAAUGGAAUUCCAACAAAUCAAGUUCGAAUUCUAACCAGAAUUCCAAGCGUCCUGCGGAACCCGAAAUUGUGCAUCUUGGAGGCGCACGCGUGGGAACCGCUUACGAGGUGCUAGACCUACCUGCCCCUGAUCGAUCCAGGCCAGCGGAACGGCCUCUAACCCAAUGGACUUUCAAUCCACCACCACCCAAUCCUCCCGGAAUAGGUAUUGCAAUUGCAAGCCCCAACGACAUCUCAGCGCAAAACCAUGCCGGUUUCGAUUACGAGACCGAGCGGCCCAUCACACAAUGGUUUCCAGAGUUUCAGCCGGAAGCGCAGAAAGACAAGAAUGACACUCAGCAUUUGACGCCAGGGUCGGUGUACCCCAACGUGAUCCCAUAUACGAACAAUGAAGAGAUUUUACCGUCUCCAUUGUCAGCCGGCGCGUCAAGCAUUGCGACUCGCGAUAGUACUCUAACAAAUAGCACAACUCUGCGAUCUCCGGCUGUGUCACCCGCGGCAUCUCCCAUAGACCAUUCGGAAACACCCCAAACACGCCCUGGUCAAUUCCCCAAGCGCUCGACUUCUCUGUCUCAGGUAUCGCGUUAUAUAUUAUCACCAGCCGGGAAGCAGUCCGUUAGCAACAAUGCGGCAACAAAAGUGAAGGAACAGCAUCUUCGACGGACUCAGUCGAGUGCCGAGGUUCCGAGAGCGACGAAUUGGAAGGGAUUCCCCAACCAGCCUUUUCGCGAACUGCCAGAUAGACCCCAAACACGAGAGGCGCCACCACAGGAGCCAAGGAUUCAGGAACCCCCAAGAGUUCUAAGAAGUUCCCCAAAGCCACCAACAAUAGCUCAAGAUACCCAGGUCCUGCCGCCACUCACAUAUCCUCCACCCAACGCGCCUCUUCCGCCGAUUUCCGGGUCGAAAUUAGCAGGCCAUAGCAAAGCGCGCGACCAAUUACACCAGCGAGGACGGUCAAGCUCAAGCGAUCGCGCUUACGAGAAGAGUCCUCCCAUAGAGUUCCAGGACAAGCCAGAGACGCAGCAGCAGUUAGGGCCAGAGCACCAACUCACGUCAAAAGAGCGAUUCUGGCUGCACAGACACUACCGUGGAGAGGCGGUCUUUUUAAAGGCAUGGGGACUACAGAUCGAGAGCGAGCAGGAUCGGCAAGAAGGGCGACGGAUUCUACGCGAGCUGAUGGAGGGUGAAGCACAAGAGGAAAGGGAGACGCAGGAAAGAAGCCGCAUGCAUCAUCGUUCCGGAUCGUUGUCUCGAUCGAGCUCCUCAACGGCGCUAUCAAGCCGUGAUGGCGCUGCGUUGGACGUCAUUGCAGAAGAGAGACUCAGUCGAGAAUUCCACUUACGCCCAAACGAGACCAUCGGGUAUGCGGAUGGAGGCGAGGACAAGUAUUGGAGUGUUGGGCCUGAAGCAGAGCAAAGAUCGAGGAGAGCCCGGAGGUCGGACAAGCAUGGUAGGAGCGAGAGUACGGAUUCCGUGCUUGAGCAGUACCUUGAUCUGCGCAUGAGCAACAAUCACUAAAAAUGAAUUUCAAAUGUUGGAUGGCUGGUGACUCUUCCAAGAUAUCUUUUUAACUUUUAGGCACUGUAUAUAUUUAUAUUAAGUAAUGUUAUAUAGACCAAUUUAUCAUGCUGCGCAUAAACGCAAUGUUACUCAUACCGUCUCAUCCCUUUUGUAGGGUAGCGAUAAAAAUC
Xylaria bambusicola is the source of this 1997-nucleotide messenger RNA. RefSeq lists its product as uncharacterized. NCBI's taxonomy places the organism in Eukaryota, Fungi, Ascomycota, Sordariomycetes, Xylariales, Xylariaceae. The transcript is spliced from 2 exons. The record is from RefSeq and is a predicted model, not a curated record. The coding region runs from base 259 to 1824 and encodes 521 amino acids.